Fusarium vanettenii 77-13-4 is the source of this 999-nucleotide messenger RNA. RefSeq lists its product as uncharacterized. The record is from RefSeq and is a predicted model, not a curated record. Gene Ontology annotation, cellular component: cytosol. Gene Ontology annotation, molecular function: aldose reductase (NADPH) activity. The transcript is spliced from 5 exons. NCBI's taxonomy places the organism in Eukaryota, Fungi, Ascomycota, Sordariomycetes, Hypocreales, Nectriaceae. Bases 1 to 999 code for a protein of 332 amino acids.
AUGUCAUUCGGAGGAACGGCAACUCUUAACUCCGGCUAUAAGAUCCCCAAUCUUGGCUACGGCACCUGGCAGGCUACCCCUGGCGACGUCGGCCGAGGUGUCUACGAGGCACUUCGAGUUGGUUACCGGCAUCUCGAUUUAGCCAAGGCCUAUAACAACCAGCGUGAGGUUGGCCAGGGCAUCAGGAAGGCUCUCGCCGAGGUUCCCGGCCUAAAACGUGAUGAUAUCUUUAUUACGUCUAAGCUAUGGAAUACGAAGCAUCGCCCCGAGGAUGUCGAGCCUGCCCUCGACGAUACCCUGGCUGAGCUAGGGCUAGACUAUCUCGAUCUUUAUCUUGUCCACUGGCCCAUAGCCUUCCGCCCUGGUGACGAUUUCAUGCCUAAGCGAGCUGAAAACGAUCAGGAGAUAGACAUCUAUGAUGGCUGCUCACUAACUGAUACUUGGAAUGCAUUUAUUAAGCUUCCAAGGACCAAGGUCCGCUCGAUUGGUGUCUCUAACUUCACGAUUGACCACCUUGAGGCUAUCAUUAAGGACACUGGCAUUGUUCCCGCCGUCAACCAGAUCGAGCGCCACCCGCGAGUUCCUGACCCGCUACUCAUUGAGUAUGCUAGGAAAAACAAUAUCCAUAUUACUGCCUACUCACCCUUAGGCAACAACUACAUCGGCGUCCCCCUUCUAGUUAGCGAACCAGAGGUCCAGGCCAUAGCUGAGCGACUAUCUAAGGUCCAGGGCAAGGCCAUAACAUCGGCUCAAGUUAUUAUCGCCUGGGGCCAGGUCGGCGGCCACAGCGUUGUUCCUAAGUCCUUUACGCCAUCGCGGAUCGCAGAAAACUUUCAGCAAGUCGAGUUAGAUGAUGAAGCUAUUAGUGCUCUACAUAAGUUCGGCCAGAGCCCACAGCGGUUUAGUAUCCCCGCGAACUUUAUACCAAAGUGGAAUAUUAAUGUCUUUGGCUCUGAGGCUGAAAAAGAUGCUAAGCACCAGGUUAUUUCUAGGGCAUAG